CGUCGCGGCUGGCCGAUGGCGUACGAGGGCGACGACGACUGCGAUGUGCACAUGCCGCCGAAAGACUUUGAUUUAUGCGACCACGAGGACCCAACCGUGGAAGAGACGGCCGUGCUAGGGCUCUCCGAGUACCGCCCAGCCGAAGCGCCACGGGGCGAUGCAGCCGAGCAUGCCAAGACCAAGAUGGAAGAGUUGUACCUGUACAUUCAAACGAUCGAGCGAGAGAAGGAAGCACUGGGUCAUGACGUGGCAGAGUGGAAGGAGCGUGAGCUCAAGCAGCGGGCGGGCAACGUGGCGUUGACCAAGCGGAUCGAAGAGCUCGAGCGCGCGCUAGUCGACACCAGGCAACAAAAAGAUGUGCUCUGCCAGCGCGUCUUUGACGCGCAGCCGGCCAUGCGGGAGCUUGACGCUGGGCACAUACACGUGCUGCAGAGCCAACUCGAGGCGCUGCAGACGUCGCUCGACGAUGCAGAGCGAGCGCGGCAGAGCGCCGUCUUCAAGAUUAGCGAGCUCUCCAUGGGUGGAUCGCCCGAAAAAUCAACUCAAGACGAGUGGAUGAAGCAGUUCAAGCACGACCACGAGCUUCUUCUGCAACGCGCCAAGCUCAAUAUGGCGCAGCUACAAGAGCGUCACGUUAUUGAGAUGGACGUUGCUCUGCGCAAGCUCCGCCUUGAGCACGCUUGUGCGAUCGAGAAGCUCAAGCUAUCGCAUGAGAUGACGCUGGCCGAGUGGCGCCACGACGAGGCCCAACGCGGCAAAGAGAUCGAAAGUGCGAUGGAAGCCGACCGCCAUAGCACCCGGCUCGAAAUCAAGCACCACCUCCAGCACGCACAGAUCCAUCACCAAGUCGCAAUCGGGACGCGUGGGCUGCUUGUGGACGCACCAAGUCCGGACGACGAGCUGGUCGUCCGGCUCGCGCUGGACGGCCUCCGCGCCCGCCGCCUCGACGCUGUGAAGAAGCUGUGCCUGAUCCGGCACGCCUUCUGGCGCCACCACCUUCUGCGCCGAUGGUAUACGUGGCAACAUGUCGCUGGCACCGCGACCUACGUGCGGACCGCGGCGCGGCGAACGCUAUCGCGUUGCGUCCAGCGGCGGUCAGAGGAAGCCGCUCGCGCGGCAUUUCAAACGUGGCGCUUUGCCGCGUCGAGCGCGUCGCAACAAGGGUUACACACCGCCGUGAUGCAGCAAGUGCUCUCGGGCGAGCGUAUCCUGCGGUGGGUGGUCGCCAGAUGGGUAAGCAUAAAAGUGGUCGCCAGCUACCCAUCGCGUGCAACCCAAUCUAUUAUUCAACGUUGAACUAGCGCCGUCGCGUGCUCGUGGCGUUUUGGACUUGGAAGUCGCACAGCCUCGCCAGGGCCUCCGACGACAGUAGCGCGCUCAAGUCCGAGAUCACCAAGCUGCACGACGAGCUCGCCAAGACCAAAGCCGAGACGUGGCGAUGCAAGCGGCAGCUGCUCCAGCAAUUCAAGCAGUCGGCCAUGUAAUGCCGUAAGUAGUAGUAACCUAGCAAGCGGCCAACGUGGGAUCGCGCUUGCCAGUCACUGCCACCAUGGCGCCAUGCGCUCGCGCCAGUCGGCAUGGGGAUGAGCAUUGCGGUUGCAUCGAAGCGGCGCCGUCCGCUUCGCACAUGCACGCAGGUUGCGAGCGACACGUCGGUGCUGCAUGGAAGCCACGGCUGCGGCGCUGCUUCUCGUCGCGUGGGCCCCAAAUUUGUCACACAAUUUGCGGCUGCAACGGCA
Molecule: messenger RNA, 1739 nt
Organism: Saprolegnia diclina VS20
Lineage: Eukaryota; Oomycota; Saprolegniomycetes; Saprolegniales; Saprolegniaceae
Exons: 3
Coding region: 16-1296 (426 amino acids)
Source: RefSeq, a predicted model, not a curated record